ACUUCUCCUUUGACAAACACGACUAUGAUCGGCCGUCACACAAUACCAAAAAUAGUCGCAAGAAAACCAGUCAAGAUGAUGGGUUAAAAUUUAGCCUUGAACAAGAGUUUGGUUCAGAGAGAGGGAAGAAAGAAAUGAAAAACAAGUUGAGCUCAUCAGAACCGGUGGAAAAAUUUGAGGCAGAAAAAGAUGAUGCAUGGUGGGAAAAUAUACCAGAUGAAGUCACAUUUAGUCCAGCGUCAUCAUUUUCAUACGCUUCCUCUAAAUCUGAUCUGGCAAAACCACAUGCUUAUGCAAGAAGUGAUGAGCCCUCGCUCAAUGACUUCUUGGAUCUCUCUGAUGAAACCAAGGGAAAUUCUCUUGGAGGAAUAUCUCCAAGACGCAAAGAAAAUAACGCUGAACGACCUGUGAAAAGCCCAGAGAACAGUCCUAGGAGACCCAUCAAUAGUUCACUGAAAAUUGAGAACAAUCUGAGAGGCGCUGAUGACCCACUUGAAGAUGAUUUUAAAAAGAGUAACGAAGCAUCUCCCAGAGGUACCAACACCAUUCCAAGACUAGACUUGAGUGAAAAUUCCCAUCAUUUCGACCACAAUUCUAAGAAGACUGAAAGAGAUGGUGGUUACCAGAAAUUCAGAACAAAUUCUCCAAAUUUUGAGAAGAAAUCUAGGAAUGAUGAGAAGCAGUACAAUGCAGGAAACUUUCAAUCAAAACUGGAUCAAGGGCAGUUGCUUGAAGAGAAUGCUGCUCUUACAAUUCAAAGAUGCUACAGAGGAUAUAGGACCAGAAUGGAAGCUGGUUAUUCUGCCGUGCAGAAAGCUUUGGAUGAAAGACGAGCCAUUAUGGAAAGGCAGAAGAAGUGGGAGUCUGAUUCAAACUCAAGUGUUGAGAAGCAACGAAGACGUGAUGAGAAAGCGAGACAAGCACGUCAAGCUGCUAUCCAAGAACUCAACGAGAAGCGAGAACGGAAGAAAGAAGACAAUAAAAGAUUGGCUGAACAGGAAUUGAAAUUCCUGGAGGAAAGUGGAAAGGUGACAAAAGCAAGGAACAAGAAACCAAUCAAGAUGAAAAAAAAUCCAAAGAAAACCAAUGUAGCAACUGUUGAACAUAUUGCAAGAGAGGAGAAAGAUCCAUUGUCAAGACCUGGUACUGCUAGCACCUUGGAUGCUAAUGUUGAAGAAAUGUUUCAGGAGUCCAGGACAAACAGCAUCCAAGCAUCAUCUCAAAAUGUCAACGAAAAUGCGUCCGAAGCUAGCACAAGCAGAACAGAGAAAACUGCCAAAAAUUCCGUCGUCAGUGGAACAAAGUCGACGCUGGAUGACUUGUUUGAGUCCUUACGACAACUGGAGGAAGAACCAACUGAUAUUAAGAAUGAAGAAAAGUCGAGUCGCUACGGAUGGAUCGAUGCUUCUGGUUCAAAACAAAACGAUUUCAACCUAACGAAAGAUGCUGUCCGACAAUCUACCAAUUCAAGUGUCUUGUCCCAGGAAAAACUGAGAACUAUCAUGUCAUUUCUGGACGAAGUGGAAAAAACCGACCAAGAUACAGUCGUUAGUCGUGUCAGAGAUGCGAAGACCUUCGCUGAAACAUCUUCAAUCAGUGCUUCUGUUGUUUCACCAAGAGUGGACGCAGAAAAGGAAAUUGCGUUGUUAGAGUCAGCCUCAGCUGCGGCGUCUGAUGUCACGAAUGCGAUGAUGUCCGUCAAAGUUGAACUGGAAGAAAAGAAGAAAACAAAUGAACUCUUACAAAGAGCGUUGAACCAGCAGCGAGAGUUUACGCUUCGUCAGGCGAGAGAUAUGGAGAAAGAUGCGAAGCAAAGACUCGACUUGCAGCGUCAGGAGUACGAGUCGACAAUACAACGACAUUUGUCUUUCAUUGAUCAGUUGAUUGAUGAUAAGAAGAUACUCAGCGAUCGCUGUGAAGAACUGGUCAAGAAACUGAAGGAAACUGAUAAGAAAUACGUGGAUAAGAUCUCCUCGCUUGAACAAAAUCAUGCAGCCGAGAUUAAGAAACAGAAGGACGUCAUGCAAACGGCUGAGAAACUACGCCGAGAGAAAUGGAUUAAGGAUAAAUCACAGCAAAUUAAAGAGUUGACUGUUAAAGGACUAGAACCUGACAUUCAAAAGUUAAUCGCCAAACACAAAGCUGAACUCAAGAAACUAAAGUCAGUUCAUCAAGCAGACCUGUUGGAGACCGACGAACGCGUGGGUAGAAGAUAUAUACAACAGAUUGAGGAACUUCGUGAACAGUUGGAGAGGGAAAAAGAGACGGCUUGUAACAGAGAACGGGACCUAGCACAAACCAAGUUUCAAAAGCAAAUGGAAGAAGAGGAACAAGCGUUUCAACAGCAACGACGCCGUCUUUAUGCUGAGAUUCAAGAAGAAAAAGAGAGAAUGGCGACUCAGGCACAGAAACAGAGGAAAGAACUCGAUGAUUUGAAAGAAAAACUUGAGGAGUCUCACAAGACAGCUAUGAACAGCGUGGAACAUUCUAGUAAACAAUCUCUGGAUGAACUCGAACAUAAACAUCAGACUGAAAUGAGAGAACUAAAAGAACGCCUGGAAAUCGAGAAGCAACAAUGGAUUGAAAAUUAUAUGAAAAAACAGGAUGCCACGUUGUUGCAGAAGGAACGAGAACUGAAAGAAAGUGUCCGGGAAUCCAGAGACAAGGAAAUUGAGUUGGUUAUUCGAAGACUUGAAGAGGAAACCUCUCAUGCAAGAGACGAAUGUGAACGAGCUGCUGAGAAUAGAAUCAAGAGGGUUAGAGACAAAUAUGAGUCUGAAAUGCAAGAAUUGGAAAGAUCUGAAAAAGUUAUGCACGAGAAAUAUACCACUGCCAAGGAACAAUGCAACGAACUUGAAGAGGAAGUGUCCAGGUUGAAAACCUCGGUGAAAAAUGAAGAAAGGAAAUUAGAAGAUCUCAACAAACUCACGAAACAAUUACAAGAGGAAAGAGGCCAAGUUGUUGAUAUCAUAAGACAAGAAUUUGCCGACCGACUUGUGACGACAGACGAGGAUAACAAGAGGCUGAAGAUUGAGAUGAGCGAACUACGGGCAAAACAUCGACUGGAGGUUGAGAGGAUAAACAAUUCUAAAGAAGAAGAGAUGGAAGAGGUUCAUAAACGGGUAAAACAAGCAAUCUCAAAGAAGGAAGAGACAUUGAACGCUCUGAGACAGCAAAAAGAGUCUGCUGAGAAGCGAUCAGAUCAUUUGGAGUUCCUUCUCCACGAGCAGAGGAAGAAAUUGCUAUCGUGAAGACACUUGGAUGCUACCAUUUAUUGAGAUGGAGGAAUUGGGAAUAAUCAUCACAUCUGUGCCUGUGGCUGGGUUUGCUUCGCUUGUUCAAGUUGUCAGUCAAAAUAUAACUUGAAAAGGAGCAGGAAUAUGAGUUUUAAACGCGGUUAACAGUCGAUGUAAAAUCUGGUACGAAAUCUCUUGCAGUUAAAUCGCCUGCUAUGGGCGUAGUCGACAGUGAGCAUAGAUUUCAAUAGCCAAAGGUACUCUGUUGCACUCUAAGGAAAAUGCUUAUAAUGUCUGUUAAC
This is a messenger RNA of Dendronephthya gigantea, 3538 nucleotides long. Its product is annotated as centrosomal protein of 131 kDa-like. Gene Ontology annotation, cellular component: centriolar satellite. Gene Ontology annotation, molecular function: protein binding. Bases 135 to 3251 code for a protein of 1038 amino acids. The transcript is spliced from 24 exons. Gene Ontology annotation, biological process: cilium assembly; regulation of centrosome duplication; intraciliary transport involved in cilium assembly. NCBI's taxonomy places the organism in Eukaryota, Metazoa, Cnidaria, Anthozoa, Malacalcyonacea, Nephtheidae. The record is from RefSeq and is a predicted model, not a curated record.